AUGGGCGGCGAUACCGAGGAAGCGCCUCCAGAGGUCCACCACUACACCAACAGAGGAGAGGUUCCUUGGGAUAUCCAAAACUACUGGGUGCAACGGCACAAAAUAUUCUCCAAGUAUGAGGAGGGCAUCUGGCUAACUGAUGAUGCCUGGUUUGGGGUGACUCCAGAGCCUGUGGCAAACAAAAUAGCAGAGCAUGUUGCCGCUUCCGCCCCAGCUGGACGAAGCAUCCUGGUCGAUGCAUUCGCGGGAGCUGGCGGCAACACCAUCGCCUUUGCAAAGUCUAAUCGAUGGAAGCGCGUGUAUGCCAUUGAGAAAGACCCUGCGGUCCUGGCUUGUGCCAAGCACAAUGCCAAGAUCUACGGGGUCGAGAAGAAGAUUACAUGGUUUGAAGGCGAUUGUUUCCACAUUUUGAAGAACCAGUUGAAAGAAUUAGGGCCGUAUAGUGUCCUCUUUGCAAGUCCUCCCUGGGGCGGUAUGUCUCAUCCACCACCCACCAAGCAUUUAAAUGUUGACUUGAACCCCCCAGGACCGGGUUAUCGCUCAGAUGAAGUAUUCAACCUGCGCACCAUGGAACCGUACUCGCUCAAUUUCCUCUACACCGAAUUUUCGCUCUUCACUGAGCACAUGGUCUUGUACCUGCCGAGAACUUCGGACCUUAGACAGCUGGCCAAAGUCGUGAAAGACGGCCAGAAGGCGACUGUCAUGCACUACUGUAUGGAAGGCGCUAGCAAAGCGCUGUGCAUCUACUACGGCGGAUUCAAUUUGGAGCCGUAA
Rasamsonia emersonii CBS 393.64 is the source of this 774-nucleotide messenger RNA. RefSeq lists its product as uncharacterized. Gene Ontology annotation, biological process: 7-methylguanosine RNA capping; 7-methylguanosine cap hypermethylation. The record is from RefSeq and is a predicted model, not a curated record. Bases 1 to 774 code for a protein of 257 amino acids. Lineage: Eukaryota; Fungi; Ascomycota; Eurotiomycetes; Eurotiales; Trichocomaceae. The transcript is spliced from 3 exons. Gene Ontology annotation, molecular function: RNA cap trimethylguanosine synthase activity. Gene Ontology annotation, cellular component: nucleus.